Macrosiphum euphorbiae (potato aphid) is the source of this 492-nucleotide messenger RNA. NCBI's taxonomy places the organism in Eukaryota, Metazoa, Arthropoda, Insecta, Hemiptera, Aphididae. The record is from the annotation of a GenBank genome assembly.
AUGGAAAAAUUUGAAAAAAUAUCAUACCAUGAAAACAGCAUGUAUCACAGAGAAGCAAAUACUACAUGGCUACUUCGAGAAAACUCAUUAAAUUCCAUAAAUCAACAAAUCUAUAAACAAAUAUCUACUGAAACUCAAUAUUGGAUUGAGGUUUUAAAACGCGUUGUAGCAGUCAUUAAAUAUUUAUCAUCACAUGGUUUACCAUUUAGAGGAGACAAUGAAGUAUUUGGAGAAAAAUAUUAUGGAAAUUUCUUAGGACUUCUAGAACUAAUUUCUGAGUUUGAUCCAUUUUUGAAAACCCAUAUUGAAUUACAUGGUAAUAAAGGGAGAGGUCAUCCAUCAUAUCUAUCUAAAACAAUUUUGAACGAAUUAAUAAUUCUGAUAAAGAGACGUGUUAUUAAUUAUAUUGAAAAUGAAACAGAGAAAGUAAAUAUUUUUCAUUUAUUUUGGACUCAACUCCGGAUUUGUCUAAGGCAGAUCAAAUGGCAAUAG